ACCGCAUUUUUCAUCAAAUUUCGAUUCUCUUUAUGAUAUUUGGAAUGAAUUACAAAAAAGAGCGACAUCUUACAAAUAUCUUUUAUAUAAAUAUGUCUGUUAUCUUCAGAAUGAGAAACGAGCGAUAGAUGCAAGCUCAUUACGAGAAGGCUAUAAGAAAUAUAUUAAUUUCUGUUCAGUUAUCAGAAUUAAAGUUAGUGAAAAAAUGAUGUGGAAAGAUUUAUUCAUAAGACCUAAUAAACCUGAACCAAGCGAAAUUUGGACCCUUCGACGUCUUGUUAUUAUUAUAACAAUCCUAGCAUUGCUUGCUCUUAGUACAUUAUUAUUUAUGAAAUUGCAUGAUGAAAAUCCUACCAUUAGUACCUCUUAUUCAUCAGUUGAUAGCUUGCUUGUGCCUAAUGUCUAUUUAUCGCUUGAUGUGCCAUUUAAUGUUUCUUGCGUAACUCAUCUAAACACAAGUUGUGAUGAACAUAUUAUACAAAUACACGGUUAUACUUCGCGUCCUUAUAGUUAUAAGUUCACAAAUUCUAUAAAAACCAGCCAAAUAAGUUUCUCUGAACAUAGUAAUGUCUAUAUAAACCUACUUAUGACUGCACUAUCCAACCCAAGUUUUACCAUUAUGGUAGUCCUAUAUGAUCCAGAAUAUGAUGGAUAUACUGUUAGUUAUGAUGAUAAGAAUAGCAGUGAAUAUGAUAAAAACUUUGUUGAAAAAAUGUACAUUGAUCAAAAUCCUACUAGCCAAAAUGGUACUAAGUUGCAAAUUUCCCCAGGAAGUUUUAUUAUAAAAGAACAGAAAGAACAAAGGAGCAAUAAUAUUUUAAGCAUUGUUGGAAUUAUUUUUGCUCAUUACGGAGGUUUAGCAGCCUUUUAUGUAAUUUUAUUCGACCACAAAAAUGUUAUAAGAUUUCAUGAAGAACUUUUUAAUAGACUUAUUAAUAUAAAGAAAAAAGUGCUUAGGCUAUUCAAAUGUUGA
Messenger RNA from Dentiscutata erythropus, 973 nucleotides. NCBI's taxonomy places the organism in Eukaryota, Fungi, Glomeromycota, Glomeromycetes, Diversisporales, Gigasporaceae. The record is from the annotation of a GenBank genome assembly.